AUGUCGCCCUACACGGCGAUAGUUCGCCGAAGCGGGAACCCCUUCGAGUUGGCGCACGUGCUAGUGUCCUGGCUGCUGGGAGCUGGUUACGACGCCUACGUGGCCGUCGGCUGCGCAGUGAGGGACGUCUGCAUGGCCAUACGGUACCGCACCGAGUGCCCCUGUCUGCCAGACGAGAGCCAGGUUGUUGAGGAACCUCCACCGCCUGACGAAGAACCACGUUAUCGCUUAGUGCCACUACCCGACUUCACUUCAAAGUAUUGCAAAGACAUGGAUAGACGAGACGCGGAGAAGAAGCAAGCGGAGAUCGAUAAAGUGGAAAAAGCGCGGCAGGACAGGAUUGCGGAAUUGGAGAAGCCACUCCCAGACAAGAUAGACGGUUGGCGCACGCACGCCUGGGUCUUGGUGCUCCCAGGGUUUAUGGGCGUCGGGGAACCUUUUUUCAUAGAGCCCAGCGAUGGCAACGGGUAUCCAGUGGACGCGAAGCAAUACCAACAUCUGGACUCGGUUUAUAACCAUGAAAAUUAUUACGUGAACGUUCAGUCCUGUGAGAGCGGCCUGGGAUCACUCAACUACGACCUUGGCGAUCUGACCUGCUGGGAGCACCUUCUAGCAGGCGAGCCGUUCCACAGGAGGCAGUUGGUGGGCGUGGAUCAAUCGGCGAAGUCGUCCGCCGUAUUGACGGAGAAACAUCUCGACGCACCCUCUAGCUGGGUGGAGAAACUGGACAUCAGCGCCGACGAGUUCGAGCAGCGCUAUCCUGGAAGUCAUAAAGUGAUUCAUUAUAAGAAGGUGCUAUUGGAGAAAUUCUCACCGUACUCCGAGCGUGAUGGUGUCGUGAAAAGGCUCAAGAUAUUCGAUGACUACGCGUUGAGCGUGCCGCUGUUAACAGGGUGUCCUGUACCACGCGACCACAGCGAAUUGGCAGGAUAUGAAUGGUACAAAAACCGAGUGGACAAGAUGGAAACAAGCCGAAUCGAUCACAGGAAAAGGGAGGUGCGAGAAACAUUUGGCAUUGGCAGAAAGGAUCACCUAUUGAAACACGAGUAUUCGCUCGAUGUGUCUGCAACGUCCUUAGAGGGAGUGCGCACUCUACACUUCAACUACUACCCGCGACUAGAUCAUCUGACAACCAUCGUGUGCUCACCACUCACUUUCGACGAGUACUACACAGACAGGAGCGACAGGCUAGAGUCACGACUGAUACAGUACACGGAAGGGACGAAGGCCGAUCCCAAGCGUAAAAUCAAGGACGUCGUGGAGACAUACGGCCGUGACCCGAGCGUACCCUCAAAAGACGAUGUGUGGAAAAGGAUCUUCCACAUCCAAGACAACUCUAUCGAGCUGCUCUAUCAUUACGACUACAACUUCGUGACCAACGACACGAGGAGUUUCAUCAAACCCAACCUAGCUGAGGCCGGCGGGAAGAUCCUUUUCUUUCCGGACAAGACUUCCGGAUAUAUUGCGGACCCGAGCGCGCGGCAGCCCCGUCCUCUGGCCGUGUACUACGCGCUCUGCGAGAACAUGGACUGGGAGGGCCGCACCAACAAGUGCAUACGGGACCGCGAGGGGGACGUCGGGGAGUACCUCCAGCUGCGCCAUAAGGAGCUGACGGAGCCCCAGCUCUACGUGGCGCUGUUCGACACGGAGCGCAACGAGAAGGCGAAGCGCGGCUGGAAGGAGCAGGAAACGCAAAAGGCGGAGAUAACGGAGCGCGAGAAGGAGGCCGAGAUAGACCCCCUCGCGCCGUACUUGGCGCGAAUGUUCGGCUCGGGCCACGGCUCUGGGUCUCCGCUCACUCUCAAGGAGGCCGCCCUGGUGCGCGACGCGUGCGUCAACGACUUCAAGGCGAGGCAGCUGGCGCGCCAACACCUCAUCCAGGAGAGAUACGAUAAGCUUAACGCUGAGUAUAAAGCUAAGCGCCUGUGGUACUUGGCCAAUCAGUUCAUCCUCACACCGGAGAAGGAAACCGCUUACUUCGCUGCAAGCGCUGACUUGGCCUUCCGCGUCCAUUCCCUGGAGGUCAGACUCACCAGGCACAGGGACCUUUCGGGGCCCAGGUUCAAAGCGGUCGAGGAGUACCUCGACAAACACCCGUUACUGAAAGACUACAAUCGCAUGCGGAAGCAGUACGCGCACAACGAGAAGUAU
Messenger RNA from Iphiclides podalirius (scarce swallowtail), 2151 nucleotides. The record is from the annotation of a GenBank genome assembly. NCBI's taxonomy places the organism in Eukaryota, Metazoa, Arthropoda, Insecta, Lepidoptera, Papilionidae.